AUGUGCGUCAAGCGUGAGGCGGCCACAGGCUUCGCUCUCGCCGUUGGGACUUGGCCUUGGUUGACAAACCAGGGCCCGUGCAAGGACUCGGGGCCCAUAUGGGCGGUUUCGGGUGCAGGAGAGUUCCCCGUCGCGGCUCCGUCGUUCUUGUCGGAGAACAGGAUUAGAUGGCAGUGUGGAGGCGGGGGCGUUAUGGUCGGAGGGUCGGCUCAUGGGCUCCCAGGCCGCAUCGUCGUCAAGAUCCAUGAGGUCGUCCUCAGCUUCGCUCAUUUUGGCGAUCGUGAAUUGCGUUUCAGAGGGGGCGCCGAGUCUCCGCCGGAAUCCGACUCGCCGGAUUCGGCCGGUUCGAUAUCCUCAUCGUCGGCUGGAUCUUCCGCACCGUCGGUCAGAUCGGAGAAGCCGUCUUCCAGAUCGCCUUCAUCUUCCGCAGCAGUAUUCGUACCAGACGCCCUUGGAGCAGAUGUUCCAUUGGUGUCAGACGAUGAUGACGAAGACUCGAUUACGAUGCUUUGGCUGGUCAACCCCAGAUAUUUCUCAGAGAGAGAUUUUCCAGCCCCAUCGUUCUGA
Messenger RNA from Epithele typhae, 567 nucleotides. RefSeq lists its product as uncharacterized. The coding region runs from base 1 to 567 and encodes 188 amino acids. The transcript has 3 exons. Lineage: Eukaryota; Fungi; Basidiomycota; Agaricomycetes; Polyporales; Epitheliaceae. The record is from RefSeq and is a predicted model, not a curated record.